UCUUGCUGCUGCCAGUCCAGAGUGUGUCAUGGGUCCCUGUACGGCCUCCCAUUGCUGCUGUCUCCAUCGCCACACUCUGCCAUGUGCCACUUCCAGGUCUCCUCACACUGCUGGUGGGUUCCAUUUUGUCAUAGGGUGCUGGCAGAUUACGGGCUCCCAUUGCUGCUGCCAGGCCCGUAAUCUGCCAUGGGCCCCUGUACCGCCUCCUCAUGCUGCUGCCAGGUCCAGAGUGUGUCAUGGGUCCCUGUACGGCCUCCCAUUGCUGCUGUCUCCAUCGCCACACUCUGCCAUGUGCCACUUUCAGGUCUCCUCACACUGCUGGUGGGUUCCAUUUUGU
Molecule: messenger RNA, 337 nt
Organism: Staurois parvus
Lineage: Eukaryota; Metazoa; Chordata; Amphibia; Anura; Ranidae
Source: the annotation of a GenBank genome assembly